Molecule: messenger RNA, 996 nt
Organism: Symbiodinium necroappetens
Lineage: Eukaryota; Dinophyceae; Suessiales; Symbiodiniaceae
Source: the annotation of a GenBank genome assembly
GAGCUUCCGGGAGCGCGGCGUCUGCGCGAGGCGGCGCGGGCGGUGCUGGACUUCGACCCGCUCGAGGGCCCGGGCUUCCAGGGCUUCUACGAGCUCCUCCGCGGCCCCGAAGGCUGGCUGGAGCACACUCAGUACUGUCAGCCAGUGAUGUACAUCACCCAGCUCGCGGCUGUCGAGAAGCUUCGGGACAAGAGGCCCGCGGCCUUGGAGCGCUGCAAAGCCGUCGCGGGGCUCUCGCUCGGAGACUUCGCUGCGCUGACCUUCGCCGGGGUCUGGGACUUCGAAACCGGGUUGCGAGCUGUGCAGCUCCGAGGGGAGCUCAUGGAGGCGGCGAUGCUGGAGAGUCCCCAAGCAGCUCUAGCUGUGGCCGGCCUGAGUCAGGAGACCGUGGAAGGCCUCUGUGUCGAUUGCAGGAAGACUGGCGAGGUUUGCGAAAUUUCGCAGCGACUCUUCGCCGACGGUUUUCUUUGCGCGGGCUCUGAUGCAGCUGUUGAGCGUCUGCUCCAGCGUGCACGGAGCAGCAGGGGCUGCAAGCAGGUCCAGCCAGUGAAGCUGGCCGGGGCGUGCCACACGUCGAUGAUGGCGGAGGCCAGGAUGCAGAUGUUCGACUUCCUGCAAAGCUUCGCAGGGAAUCUGCAACCUCCCAGGAUCGACGUGUACCUGAGUUGCGGCACAAAGGUUGCAGCCGGCAGCUCUCCCGAUUGGGCUGCUCUCCUGGCGGAUCAGCUGACGCAGCCCGCAAACUGGAUUGACUCGGUGGUUGCCAUGCUCAAGGACGGCCUCGGCGAGUUCUACGAGUGCGGUCCGCUCAAUCAGUUGAAGGGCAUGAUGAAGAGAAUAGAUCCGAUGGCAUACAAGGCCACCAUCUCAUUGGACGUGUACAGUGAAGAGUGGCAGAUGCGGCCGGCAGGCAGUUUGCCCCCACGCUGGGCACCGUGGCUGCAUCAAGAGCUUACCGGCCGUUCAGCUCCAAGCCGGGCCUUUGAUGGCACAUGA